Daktulosphaira vitifoliae (grape phylloxera) is the source of this 2607-nucleotide messenger RNA. It is a transcript of the gene Sec6, whose product is annotated as exocyst complex component 3. The record is from RefSeq and is a predicted model, not a curated record. The transcript has a single exon. Gene Ontology annotation, biological process: exocytosis; exocyst localization. Bases 183 to 2396 code for a protein of 737 amino acids. Gene Ontology annotation, molecular function: SNARE binding. Gene Ontology annotation, cellular component: exocyst. Lineage: Eukaryota; Metazoa; Arthropoda; Insecta; Hemiptera; Phylloxeridae.
ACAAAUAAUCAUUGAUCUUAAUAAUUUUUAGUAUUAACAACAACAUAAGUUCUUAAUCCAUAGAUUUGUAAAAUAUUUUAUGCCUAAAUUAAGGAUAAUUAACUGGAUAAAAUCGUGUUGAAAAAUUUUGUUUCAAAUGUAUACAUAUGUUGGUAAUAUUUUAUGAGUUAUUACGUUGAAAAAUGGAUAUUGAACAGUUGGGAAAUGACGCCAAAGUUGCUGCUACUAAAUAUUUUACUAGCAUGCUUCAAAAACCUGGUCAGCUCGAAAAGGUUGAUCAAUUAAAGAGUCGAAUAACUCGUAAAAAAACCUCUACGGAAGCUAUGUUAAAAACUGCUAUGCAAAGUCAAUUAGAUGGAGUCACUGUUGGAAUGGAACAACUAAAAGACGCACUACAUGAUAUUAACCAGGUAAAAAUUACUUUAAAAGAAACAAAAGAAUCAUUUGUGAAUUUACCUUCACUUGGAUAUAAAUUACAAGAUGUGCGCAAUAAACAAAUGCAACAUUCUCAAUAUAUGACAGCUAAUGAAAAUAUGAAGCAUUUAUUUACUGUGCCUGAAAGUAUUGAAAAAACAAAACAAUGGAUUAAUGAAGGUAAAUUGCUACAUGCUCAUCAGUGUUUAGUUGACUUAGAGAACUCAAGAGAUGAUCUAUUAUUUGAAGUUUAUAAAUUACCAAAUCAGGCGCCAACUGAUAAAAUUCUUCUUAAAGCAUAUUUUGAAGAUGUAGAAGUAGUAUCUAAUAUGUUAGGUAAACAAAUCAAGCUAGUUUUGAGUAGAACAUUGAAUACUGUACGAAAAGAACCUAUGGUUAUUGUAACAGUCUUGAGAAUAGUUGAACGGGAAGAACGUGCCGAUAUGUUUGCACUUCAGCGGCAGAAACAGUCUGGAUUUAUACCUCCAGGUCGUCCUAAAAAAUGGAAAGAAAUGUCUUUUGAAGUUCUUAGAAAGUCUGUUGACCAAAGAAUUGAAGGAACCCAGGUUAAUGAGAGAUCUGACAAUAAAAUGUGGCUUGUUACAUAUUUUGAACUAUGUCGUCAAUUAAUAUUAGAAGAUCUUAGAGUUGUUAAAACUUUGUGUGUGCCUUGUUUUCCUCCACUAUACAAUAUAUUUGAUCGAUUUGUUAACAUGUAUCAUUCUAGUCUAUCCUCGAAUUUAGAGGAAAUAAUAUCAAAUGGUCUUGAAGGUAAUGAGUAUGUAACAGUUAUAUCAUGGGUAACCAACACAUAUCCUGGUCUAGAAUUAAUGUGUCAUCCAGAACUUAAUAUAGAUGUUAGGAAAAUUGGUCCUUUAUUAAAAACGUCAAUAAUAAAUGACUUACAGUCAAAGUAUUUAGAAUAUAUAAAAAAUAAUUACAAAGAUUGGAUGUUGAAAACAUUGGAUACAGAGAGAAAUGAUUGGUAUGCUGGAACUUCUCCUGAGGUAGGCCCAGAUAGUUGUUUUCAUACUGCUGCUCCUGUUAUAAUAUUUCAGAUGAUUGAUCAAAAUUUACAAGUAACUAAAACUAUUAGUCAAGAACUAACACAUAGAGCUUUAUUAUUAAGUGUUGAUAGCAUUACUGUCUAUGGAUCAUCAUACAAAGAAGCUGUCAUAGAAUUUAAGAAAAAACAUUUUGAAGACAGAAGCAAAGUUCCUUUUUUUACUCAGUGUAUCAUAACUGUAUUGAAUAAUUGUUUACAGUUUAUUGAAUUAGCAUUAGAAAUGAAGCAACAGUAUUGGAGCAGUGAAUUUAAAGAUCAAUCCAGUACAGCUUAUGAAAAGUUGUUGAAGACUUUUCAAAAUCUUAGAGAUGAAGCUGCUCAAUUUCUUUUAGAAGAAGCAUUUCUUGACUUAGACUCACACUUUCAAGAUUUGAUUACUGUGAAAUGGCUUAGUAGUUUCAUUUCUAUUGAAACUAUUUGUGUCACCCUUGAAGAUUAUUUUCAAGAUUAUGUUCAUUUAAAACCUAAAAAUUUUGAAUACAUUAUUUUAGAAGCUGAAGACAUAAUUGUGCGGCGUUACAUAAUGGCUAUGUUUCAAAAAAAAUUAACAUUUAAAAUGUAUGAUGAAAGACGUUCAGCAGCUGACAAAAUGAAUAAAGAAGUUGAUCAAUUAAAAUCAUUUUUUGCUCGUGUAGCACCGGUUGUGAAACGUGAUACUGAUUCACCUUUUGAUGCUGUUAUUAAACUAUCAGAAGUUCUUAAAAGUGAAGAUUCAGAAAUAUUAUCACUAGAUUUACAUACUUUGGUAAAGACAUAUCCUGAUAUUACAGAAGAUCAAAUGACACGAUUGUUAACUCUAAGAGGGGAUCUAAGUAAAUCAGAAAUUCGUGAAAAAGUACAGUAUGCAAUUCAAGGUAAUAAAGAACUAACAGGAAUUACUUUAACCAAGAGUAUAUUUCAACAAAUUGUAUUAUAAUAAAUUAUUUUUGAUAAUUUUUUCAUUAAUUACUAUAAUUAAAAAUUAAAACAUGUUAUUGUUAAUUAAAUUUUUUAUUUAUCAAAUAAGUUAUCUAGCUGUGUUAUAAAACAUUGUUGUAAAACAAAAUAUAUAAAUUUAUUAAUAGUGUACUGAAGAUUUUGUAAACAAUUAAGUAGAGAAAUAUUAUUCUUUUUCUUAUUAUUAAUUA